Messenger RNA from Drosophila serrata, 1232 nucleotides. It is a transcript of the gene sqd, whose product is annotated as RNA-binding protein squid. Gene Ontology annotation, molecular function: RNA binding. The record is from RefSeq and is a predicted model, not a curated record. Lineage: Eukaryota; Metazoa; Arthropoda; Insecta; Diptera; Drosophilidae. Gene Ontology annotation, biological process: regulation of gene expression. Gene Ontology annotation, cellular component: chromatin; nucleoplasm.
ACCCAGCUCUAGCUGUCACUACUCUAAGAAGUGUGAAAAAGUUGGCUUCGGCUCUUAAUAGUGUACGAAAAAAGCAAUCUGCUAGCUCCAAACUUGCACAAAUAAAGUCGAAGUUCACACAGCAUAAUGGCCGAAAAACAGCAGGAUACCGAGAUGAACGGCGAGGACUUCACCAAGGACGUGACCGCCGACGGCCCGAGCUCGGAAAAUGGAGACGGAGCCGCCGCCGGCUCCACUAAUGGCAGCUCCGACCACCAAUCUGGGCAGCGUGAUGACGACAGAAAACUGUUUGUGGGCGGCCUCAGCUGGGAAACCACUGAGAAGGAACUCCGUGAUCACUUUGGCAAGUACGGUGAGAUUGAGAGCAUCAAUGUCAAGACAGACCCUCAGACCGGACGCUCGCGAGGAUUCGCCUUCAUUGUGUUUACAAACACUGAGGCCAUCGACAAGGUCAGUGCCGCCGAUGAGCACAUUAUCAACAGCAAGAAGGUUGAUCCCAAGAAGGCCAAGGCACGUCAUGGCAAGAUCUUUGUCGGCGGUUUGACCACAGAGAUCUCCGAUGAUGAAAUUAAGACCUACUUUGGACAGUUUGGAAACAUUGUCGAGGUUGAGAUGCCAUUCGACAAGCAAAAGUCGCAGCGUAAGGGUUUCUGCUUCAUCACCUUCGACUCGGAGCAGGUGGUCACAGACCUGCUGAAGACGCCCAAGCAGAAGAUUGCCGGCAAGGAGGUCGAUGUUAAGCGGGCAACGCCCAAGCCGGAGAACCAGAUGAUGGGUGGUAUGCGUGGCGGACCACGCGGUGGUAUGCGUGGCGGUCGUGGUGGCUACGGAGGACGUGGCGGCUACAACAACCAGUGGGAUGGCCAGGGAUCCUACUCGGGCUAUGGCGGCUACGGUGGAUACGGCGCUGGCGGCUAUGGCGACUACUAUACCGGCGGCUACUAUAAUGGAUAUGACUACGGUUAUGACGGCUACGGAUACGGCGGCGGCUUUGAGGGUAACGGCUACGGCGGCGGCGGUGGUGGCGGUGGCAAUAUGGGCGGUGGUCGCGGUGGCGGCGGACCCCGCGGCGGUGGCGGCCCCAAAGGUGGCGGCGGUAACUUCAAUGGUGGAAAGCAACGCGGCGGCGGCGGUGGACGCCAGCAGCGACAUCAGCCCUAUUAAAUGGGCGGGGACGUGGGCAAUGGGUAUAUCGCAUUCUACAGAUAACUGCAAACUAUUUGAAUUUUACC